UGUGUCAGAACAGAAACCCGAACGCGUGCCUUAAGAAUACUUCACACGAUUUUAACAAAAGCGGGUAUUUAGACUGGAAAGACUUCGACUUAUGCAGACAGGAGAUAUGUCGAAUAAGCGGCUGGAAGAGCGAGGGCCAAGAGGAGAGGGUUCGUGCCUGCAGUGUAUUUCUGUCGGUGUGGGAAAAGCUCCAGGCCGUGGCAGAUUUCGACAGUGAUGGUCACAUCACAGCUGAAGAAUGGAUCAAAAUGUGGACCAAUCUGGCACUGAAUGCGACAACAUCAAAGAAAAGAAAAAUCAAAGACAAGGCCUGUCCUCCCCCUGCCGCUGGCCUCACCCACAACAUUCCUGAUUGGUUGGACGACUAUAUUGAAUAUCGCUUUAGUUUAUACGACAGAACCAGAGAUGGAAUCAUCGAUAUUGAGGAAUUCGAGUAUGUUCUGUCAGACUUUGGAGUUCCUGCAAAAGAUGCCAGGACUGCAUUCAUCAUAUUCUCAAAGAACCAAGAAAAGGUCGUCGAUUUAGAGUAUUUCAAGGAACUGUCUUUCGAAUAUUUCCAGUCGGAUGAGCCGAGUGAUUUGGGCAACUUCAUUACGGGCAGACUGAACUUCCUCGAUUGAAAUCAAACACCGCGUUUCUUGCGAAAAUUGUAUCGAACCAAAACGCGUUGGAGUGUUGCGUGGGGCAUCUUAAAAAAUAAUACUUGGACACAUCUAAAACAGAUGCGAAAAUAGAUGUUAUGCUUGAACAUAAAUCCAGAUACGAACGUGAAAAUGAACACAUGUACACACACACACACACACACACACACAUACACACAAAUAUUACAUGUAUAUUUAUAGACAUAUACACACUUAUUAGCACACACAUACGUACAUACAUACAUACAUAUAUAUAUGCGUAUAUGCUCGCUCAUUCAUGCAUGAAUAGGUAUGAAUAAGAAAAUACAUGUAAUUAUAUACACGUUAUUGUCUCUCUGUGUAUACGUGUAUAUGUGUAUAUAUAUAUACAAGUAUAGAGUGAGAUAUAUAUGCUGUAUGUGUGUGUAGUUUGAAUAAUGACUUAAUGGGACAGUGCUGAACAACAACAAUAAAAUUUAUUUAUUAUG
Molecule: messenger RNA, 1108 nt
Organism: Octopus bimaculoides (California two-spot octopus)
Lineage: Eukaryota; Metazoa; Mollusca; Cephalopoda; Octopoda; Octopodidae
Product: calexcitin-2
Molecular function (GO): calcium ion binding
Source: RefSeq, a predicted model, not a curated record